Messenger RNA from Bicyclus anynana (squinting bush brown), 4090 nucleotides. Its product is annotated as zinc finger protein 808. Lineage: Eukaryota; Metazoa; Arthropoda; Insecta; Lepidoptera; Nymphalidae. The record is from RefSeq and is a predicted model, not a curated record. Gene Ontology annotation, biological process: regulation of transcription by RNA polymerase II. The transcript is spliced from 6 exons. The coding region runs from base 292 to 3825 and encodes 1177 amino acids. Gene Ontology annotation, molecular function: DNA-binding transcription factor activity, RNA polymerase II-specific; zinc ion binding; RNA polymerase II transcription regulatory region sequence-specific DNA binding. Gene Ontology annotation, cellular component: nucleus.
UCCGGUUUUUCAUGACACACUUUUAUUAUUCUUGUACCUUAAACAACAAUAUAAUUUACGCUUUACACUUUAUUAAAUUAAAAAUUAUAUUUAGAAAUUACUUUUAAAUAAUUUUAGUAAUUAUGAAGGGAGAGAAGACAUUCGAAGAUAGUUCGAUUUUUUACUUUUCAGAAAACAAAAUGGCGUUUACGGAGCGAAAUCGACGCGAUGCGUUGUUCCGAUUUUAAAUUAUAAAUAUUUAUAAUUUUUUGUGUUUGUUGUGUUUUUAAUGUGUUAAAAAGUUUUACAAAUAUGGAGUUUGACGAGAUAGUGGUUAAAGAGACCCCCGGGCUUUGCCGGUGUUGUUUAUCGGAGGGAUGCUACAAAGAUUUGAGCACAGAAUACAACUGGAUGGAUGACCAAGAAAUAUACGCCGAUAUGCUGUUAGAAUGCUUUGAUAUUAGUAUAUCACAACACAUAGACGGCCCCAACGGCCCCAACAGGCUGAUCUGUGAGGUGUGCAUCACACGGCUGAGGGAUGCCUGCAACUUCAAGAAGCAGGUGCUGGACUCGGAGAAGAAGUUUGUGGAUAUGUUGGGCCGAGGAGAGUUUAGAGAGAGAGCAUUAUCAUACACUGAGUCGAAGACGGACAUCUCAUUGGAACUGCUGCCCAUCGAGGAGGGCGAGGUGGAGUACCUUGACAAUGAUAUGGACUAUGAUGAUGAUGUAGCAAACAAAGAUGAACUCGAAGCAACAGUAUCAGAGGAAGUCACAGUGGCUCCUCUACCCGCUAAAGGCAAAAGGGGACGACCAAAAAAGACUGUAGUCAAGGCGGAGAAGAAAAAACCCAAAGUGGACGAUAAACCCAAAACGAGGAUUGCUAAAGAUGAAGGCCCGCACGAGACCUGCACAUCUGUGCGGAGAAGGAAAAAUUUGGAAACGCUUUUCAACAACAGCACGAUAGUGCCAUUCAAAUGGCGCGGGAAAUAUCUCUGCUUCUAUUGUGGCUUGAGUUUCAUUGAUUACGUGGAGUUUAGAAGACAUACUGAUGCCCACGAACCUUGCAGCAUUACGGACGACGCGUUGAAAGUCAUCAAGGGCAAUCAUAUAGAAAUUAAAGUCGACAUAUCCGAAAUGACAUGCCAAAUCUGUCUAGAACCGUUCGAGAGUUUAACGGAAGUUGUCGACCAUUUGAUUGGUAAACACGAUUUAGAAUACGACAAAACUGUGGAUAUACCAUUCCAGGAGUACAGCUUGCUCGAUUGUCAGUGCCGUUUGUGUGACCAGAAGUUUACGUAUUUUGGCAAUUUGAUAAUGCACACCAACAACGCUCACCCCAAAAACAGUUUCGUGUGCGACAACUGUGGAUUAACAUUCAACAAGAAGAGGGACUUGGCGCUGCAUUUACGAAACUUCCAUAAAUAUGGAGGUCAUCAGUGCGAUGAGUGCGCGAAAGUGUUCCCCAACCGCGUGCUUCUAAUAAAUCACAAGAACAAUUUCCAUUUCAGACGAUGCCAACUGUGCGAUGCGUACUUCCCUUCCUACACGUUGUUUCAUAGGCACAUGGAAAGCGACCAUCCUGGACAGAAAGUCUGCUCGUAUUGUUCCAAAAAGUUCAAACAUGCGACCAGUUUGAGACAUCAUCUCAGGAGUUGCGGAUCAAAAAGCAACACAGUGAAAGUGCCGGUGUUCCCCGAGGAGACUUUCCGACCGAAGCAGAAAAGGGACAUAAAACAGAUACGGAAGAACAUCCAGUGCAUAUUGAAUAUGUCGACCGCUGUGCCGUUUCGAUUCUUCUCCCGGUUCUCCUGCUUCCAUUGUUCCAAAAAUUUCGUCGAUUUCGAAGAGUUGAAGACACACGUGUUCGACGAACAUCCCGUGUGCGAUUUGAACGACAAAAGCAUGAAGAAGUGCAAAGGCGAGAGGACAACAGUUAAAAUCGACAUCUCAGAGCUGUCUUGCAAAGUGUGCUCGCAAAGUAUGGACGAUCUGGACGAUCUGAUCGACCAUUUGAUAAUGAAACACGACGCGAUCUACGACAAAUCCAUAACGGAUUGUUUCGAUCCGUUCAAAGUCAUCAAGGACAAUAUACCAUGCAACAUUUGUCCGCAACAGUUUCGAUACUUCGGCUCGCUGCUCCGCCACAUCAAUUCUGAGCACAGCAAUAACAACAAAAUAUGCGACCACUGCGGGCGGACGUUUAAAAACGUCGCCAAUUUAAACGUCCACAUAACGUACGCACAUGCGGGUACUUGUGAAUGUUCAGUUUGCGGAGCUAAGUACAAGAACCAGUGGUGUUUGGGGCGGCACAUGGCGAAGUGCCACAACGCCAAAGACUUCCAGUGCACCAAAUGUUCGGAACGGUUCCCUUCUCAGUAUCACAAACAGAAGCAUAUGAUACAAGCUCACGAAAUUGGUCACAAGUGCAGUUACUGUGAGAAGAUGUUCACAAGAAACUCCUUCAUGAAAGACCACAUAAGGAGGACACAUUUGAAGGAGAAAAACGUUCCUUGCUCCGUCUGCAAUGAGAAGUUCUUCGACAAUUACCUUCUAAGGUUGCACAUGGUUAAACACAAGGGCGAAAGGAAUUAUAGUUGUGAGGUUUGCGGGAAAGCCUUCAUGAGGCGGAGUGCGAAAUUGUGCACGAUGGAGGACAAAUGUAAGAAAACAGAGACGGUGCGCAAACUGUUGCUAAAACGGCGUAACGUUGAGUACGUGUUGGAGUACAGUAACGUUACCCCGUUCAUGUGGUACAAGGGAAAGUACAGAUGUUUCUAUUGUAUAGAGCCUAUGAAGGACCCGGUCACGCUCAGAGAGCAUACCGCUGUGAUGCACCGAAACGUUAACUUGGAACUGAUAGUUUUUGAUAGAACCAAAAACAAUAGGAACAGAGACGCCGCUGUCAAAAUCGACGUCACCGAUAUAUCUUGCAAACUGUGCCCUCAAGCUGUUAACUCUCUAGAACAGUUGAUCAACCAUUUGAUCAUAGCUCACGACGCGGAGUACGAUGUGAACGUUCCGAAUUGUCUUUUGCCUUUCAAACUCGACAAGGAUCAACCUUCAUGCCCCAUUUGCAAUAUUAAAUUUGUUUUCUUCGAAUAUUUGCUGCGCCACGCAAAUAAGCAUCAUUUGUCCCACGAUUACAUUUGCGAUGUGUGCGGCACCAGUUUCCAAGGCGAAAACCAUUUGAAAAUGCACAAUAGAUACUACCAUAGGGAGGGAGGAUACACUUGCGAUCACUGCGGUAUCAGCUUAGCUACGCUGUCCAAAAAGACGUUGCACGAGAAAAACGUGCACAUGGUCAAUCUAUCCAUGUGUCCCCAUUGCCCGGAGGCUUUUAAGAGUCCGUAUUUCAAGAAGCUACAUUUAGCCAACGUUCACGGAGUCGAGGAAUUGAAGAUCAAAUGUCCUUAUUGCCCUAAAGUUUAUCCUCAAGAGAGCAUCAUGUCACGACACAUGAGACGGGUACAUUUGAGGGAGAAGAAUGUAGAAUGCCAAGUCUGCGGUGACAAAUUUUUCGGGCCCUACGACGUUAAAUUGCACAUGCUUAAACACAAUGGUGAUAAGAAAUUUAUUUGCACGGUGUGUGGGAAAAAGUUUUCUAAGAAGAGCAAUUUGAAUUCUCACUUUUUGACUCACACGGGCCAGAAGAAGUAUAUCUGCACUGUUUGUGGGAAGGAGUUCGCUCAUCGGCCGAAUCUGAGGAUACACUUCAGGGUUCGCCAUCCGGAAUAUAUCACCGAACAAGGCGUGAGUGCCUCGGAUGACAUCGAGGAUGUGGGACUUGUUGAAAUAACUAGUCUAGAACUAGAAAGGGAAUUAGAAGGAGUAGAGGAAACUGUUUAAGUAUAUUUUUGUAAGUUUAUUCAUGAGAAAUAUCACAAAAGCAAUACCAUACAGAAAAGUCUGAAGAACGCUUUUAAAUCACUGAUCAUUUUGAUGUUGAAUCAGAAGAAAGUAUAGAGCUUCCUAAAAAUGUUUUAAGAAUUUAUAAAAUGUGUUUUAAAUGGUACCUACUUUUGUAAAUUAUUUUAACAUUAAGACUUGUGUUAUGACUCUUUGAAAUACUUACUAGAUAAAGGUGUUACAUAUAUGUUGAGUUUUAUUUUUU